AUGGGCUCUGAAGCUCUCCUUCCUGUCAUAGAUUUCUCAGAUAAGCUAAAGCCGGGCACUCCUGAGUGGGACUCCGUGAGACCCCGGGUUCAGCAAGCACUCCAAGAAUAUGGUUGUUUCGAGGCUUUGUUCAACAAAGUUCCUUUUGAGCUUCGAAAAUCGAUGUUUGGUGCGACAAAAGAGAUAUUUGAACUUCCUUUGCAAACAAAAUCAGGAAUCUCUGUUGAGACGCCCUACAGUAGCUACAUGACUGGGGAGUCACCAGCAGAGCCUUGGGAGGGCAUGGGUAUAGAAGAUGUACUCAUCCCCGAAAAGCUCAGAAGCUUCACUAAUCUCUUGUGGCCAGAAGGAAACCCUAGCUUUGGCAAAACAGUACGGUCCUUCGCAGAGCAGCUAUCUGAAAUGGAUAAAAUGAUAAGGAGGAUGGUUUUGGAGAGCUUAGGUGUUGAGAAAUACUGUGGUGAACACAUUGAUACCACCAGAUACACUCUUCUACCAUUGAAGUAUGAAGGUCCCAAAACUAUGGAGAGUAAGCUUACGCUGUUUUCCCACACUGACAAGAACCUUUUUACCAUAUUGUAUCAGCUUAAUCAGGUAGAUGGGUUAGAGGUGCAAAGCAAAGACGGGAAGUGGAUCAACGUGAAGUCCUCGCCGGACUCUUUCAUCGUCAUGGCCGGAGAUUCUUUUCACGCGUGGACAAAUGGACGUGUGCACGCUCCACUUCAUCGGAUUAUGAUGACUGGAAAUGAAACGAGAUAUUUAGUGGGAUUGUUUGCGAGUCCAAAAGAAGGCAGCAUUGUAAAAGCUCCAGACGAGCUAGUGGAUGAAGAACACCCAUUACUCUUCAAGCCCUAUAAAUAUUUGGAAUAUCUCAAAUUCUUCAAAACAGAGAAAGGAAAGAAAGCUCAUGAAUCCGGUGUUAAAGUUUUCUGUGGUAUUUGA
This is a messenger RNA of Cornus florida, 942 nucleotides long. RefSeq names its product probable 2-oxoglutarate-dependent dioxygenase AOP1. NCBI's taxonomy places the organism in Eukaryota, Viridiplantae, Streptophyta, Magnoliopsida, Cornales, Cornaceae. The coding region runs from base 1 to 942 and encodes 313 amino acids. The record is from RefSeq and is a predicted model, not a curated record. The transcript is spliced from 3 exons. Gene Ontology annotation, molecular function: dioxygenase activity.